AUAUAUUGCUUCAAGACCAAGAAAAGGGACACCAUCUCAGUUUGCCUUCCUAGAAUAAAUUGUCUUUUGCUGACGAAGUCGUCUUUCCCACGUGUCAUGAAUAAUCCGUGUAAAUUGGGACUUAAAUAACCAGAAGUCAAGAAACUCGUGGAAUCGUGCACGUUUGUUCUCUUGCCCGUCCUCUCAGCGCUGCCCGUGGAACACCCCUUUGCAGGCGCUGCUAAUGGGCUCAGUGAGUUGAAGAGCUAUCGCUGUGUUCUGUUGUUCUCUAUCUAGCCCAAUGUUCUGCUUUUGUCUGCAGAAUUCUUUGUUGAAGCUACAAGCCCUUGAAACAGAUCUGUGCUCUGCGUUUCUGCCAACCCAGGAAGAAACUCCUCAGCUGCCGGCGCCCAAGGAUCCAGCCCCUUCAUCAGCCCAAACCAGCGUGCAAGCUGAUGGGGCCAGUUGUGGAGAGCCUGUGCCAGCCCACAGAGACUGGCAGAAUGACCUGGAGAGCAGCCCACAAGAACAGCACUCCCUAGGGACCAGUCGACUGCUCUAUCACAUUACAGAUGGAGACAAUCCUCUCUUGUCACCACGCUGCUCUAUCUUCAGCCAAAGCCAGAGAUUUAAUCUAGACACAGAGUCUGCUCCUUCUCCACCAAGUGCUCAACCUUUCAUGAUGCCAAGAAGUUCUUCUAGAUGUAACUGUGAAGAGUGCAAAGAACCACGAACAGUAGCGCAACUCACCAAGCACCUUCAGAGUCUCAAGAGAAAAAUUAGGAGGUAUGAAGAAAAGUUUGAGCAAGAAAAAAAAUACCUGCCUUCACAUGGUGACAAGACUUCCAAUCCUGAAGUUCUGAAAUGGAUGAAUGAUUUGGCCAAAGGUCGUAAGCAGCUCAAAGACCUGAAACUCAGAAUGUCAGAGGAGCAAACCUGUACCUCUAGAGCACCCCAAAGAAAUGAUCAUUGCGAAAGCACUGGGAUCUCUAAAGAGGCUGGGACACAGGAGGCCACGAGUGUGGAACCAGCUCCCUCAGUAGAAGAAACUAUGGAUAGUGUGUUGAGACGAUUAAAGGAGAAAAGACAAAACUUUAACCUUCCUGAGGCUAUUAAGGAUAUGACAAAAAAGCAAAUAGCUUUGGAAAAAAUCAGUCUUCAGAAAUGUCUACUAUAUUUUGAAAGUAUUCAUGGACAACCUGUAACUAAGCAAGAAAAGAGUCUCAUGAAACCUCUUUAUGACAGAUACAGAAUUAUCAAGAAACUUCUCGCAACCCCGUCUUUGAUCACAACAAUUCAGGAGGAGGAAGACUCAGAUGAAGACCAUUCUCAAAGCAGCCGUGAGUUAUCAUCUGGUCCAAUAUCGUGCCUCCCUGUCGAUGAGCACCUCUGUUACUUGCAGGAGGAGAGUGAGCCUGCAUAUGCUUCACCUCUGGACGAAAAGAAAGUUUUCAGGCAAACAGCCUUGUCUAUGUCCAACUUACAUGAGGCAACAAUGCCUGUUCUGCUUGAACAUCUCAGAGAAACAAAAGCGGAUAAGAAAAGGCUUCGCAAAGCUCUGAGAGAGUUUGAGGAACAAUUCUAUAAACAGACAGGAAGGAGCCCUCAAAAAGAAGAUCGGAUGCCAAUGGCUGAGGAAUACUCUGAAUACAAGCACACAAAAGCCAAAAUCAGGCUCUUGGAGGUUCUCAUCAGUAAGCAUGACAUUUCCAAAACAAUUUGAAGGGAAUGCAAUGCCGUGGUAUUGUUCUCUAG
Apaloderma vittatum (bar-tailed trogon) is the source of this 1734-nucleotide messenger RNA. RefSeq names its product family with sequence similarity 13, member C (gene FAM13C). The transcript is spliced from 10 exons. NCBI's taxonomy places the organism in Eukaryota, Metazoa, Chordata, Aves, Trogoniformes, Trogonidae. The coding region runs from base 281 to 1702 and encodes 473 amino acids. The record is from RefSeq and is a predicted model, not a curated record.